GUCAUACUGCAGUGCUUCGGUCCACAACGAUCGUUCGUCACUUGUCGCUGAUGCACGCCUUGGUUUUCACCCGGAGGAUUAAUGUCAAAAGACACGCACACGUAGCUCAAGCGAAGGUGACAAUCUGGGCUGUCAGGGAGUCGCAAUAGGAGCUCAUCUUUCGCCUAAAGGAUUACGUGCUCGCGUGCGACUACGAACUACCAUCCAUGGCUCUCACUACAACUGCUGAAUCACCGGCAACCUCAUCCUCUAGCAAGCCCGGACAGCUAGCAGUCGCUUAAAGAGGAGGCCUAUACAGAACACGAUGGAUUUGAUGACGCCGAGAAUGUUUGGGUCGUGCCACAACGUCGACUACAAGUCGCCCGUAGCCAACUAUGCGACGGUGCGACCGCCACGUCGGAGAAGAUCGACGCCUGUUAGUCAGCUGCCGCUCAGUCAGCAGCCGGUCUUCUUCUGGACGAGUCCCGCACUCGGUCCCUUCCAUCCGGCCCAAUUAGUCAUACCAGAUGACGACGGCGACGACAACAUGUCGAAGACAUCGAAGGAUUCUGGUAGUUUCUGCAGCAUGAGCGACCUGCCGGGCUUCGGGUACGACCGCCGGCCCAUCAACCCUGACUUCAAGACGGACACACUCCGAUCGAAGGAGAGCGGCUACUCAGAAUCGGAGCCCGACUUUGAAUUGUGCAAUAAGACGUUCUCGUACAGCGACUGCAGCGCGCUGAGCGACGGAGCUGUAGUGGUGCGCGGCGGCGGCGCGCGCGGACACGGUCGUGGUGAGCGGACAGAGCGCCGACGCGGCGGUGGCGGCGACGGUGGGGGCGUGCGGAGGAAGCAGAAGAUGCCGUGUGCGGAGACGUGCGCGCACAGGUGCGUCGACGACGCGUCGUCCUCGUCGGCAGCGCGCUGUCAGACGACAACGUGUGGCGACUGCGAGUGCGUCACCUGCGACGCUGAGGCGGCGGUGGCUCCACUGACGCUGAAGACGAGCGGCGCGGAGGAAGAGGAGCCGACAGGCGAGCGAUGCACGGCGUGCGGCUUCACGGUAUGCGACGACCGCGUCUCACUCAAGGGCGCCAUCUAUCAUGCCGUCUGCUUCAAGUGCUCGAGAUGCGUAUAG
Molecule: messenger RNA, 1117 nt
Organism: Priapulus caudatus
Lineage: Eukaryota; Metazoa; Priapulida; Priapulimorpha; Priapulimorphida; Priapulidae
Exons: 5
Coding region: 305-1117 (270 amino acids)
Source: RefSeq, a predicted model, not a curated record